Molecule: messenger RNA, 1409 nt
Organism: Oryza brachyantha (malo sina)
Lineage: Eukaryota; Viridiplantae; Streptophyta; Magnoliopsida; Poales; Poaceae
Product: myosin-4-like
Exons: 3
Coding region: 164-988 (274 amino acids)
Source: RefSeq, a predicted model, not a curated record
GUUUGCCUCACGACCAGUCAGCAAUGCACGCAUGCAUCUGUUUCUUUUUACCCAAAGGUCUUGCACUCGAUCGUGUGCAACUGAUUCUUGACCGCCAAUGCAAGAAUCGGCCAAUCGUCCGUAGCGUCGCCGGCGCUGGGAUUUUCUUGCACGCCCGCCGGCCAUGGCGGCGCUGGCUCUGAGCUCGCUGGAGACGAUGCUGAAUUCGCUGAUAGGGAGGCCAAAAGGAGGAGGAGGAGGCGACGACGUGCUCGUGAACAUCGACGGUGCGCUCGACUCGCCGCCGCCGCCGCCGCUUCCCGCGCGGCCGAGCCCUCGACGCCGGCGGCGUCCUUCGCAGCCGCCGAGGGUCAUCGCCGUCGGAACCUCGAGGCCGUCGAUGCCAUCGCCGCCGCCGCCGCAGUCAUCGUCAUCUCGCGAGGAGGAGGAAGCUGCAGCGGCAUUGGUGGAGGAGCUCGAGAGGAAGGCGGUCAUGGCGGAGGCGCGGCUGAGGCAGAAAGAGGAGGAGAACGCCGCGAUGCUGCGGGAGUUCGACAGCUACCACGUCAGGUGGCUGCAGUACGAGAUCCGGCUCAGCUCGCUCAAGGAAACCAUCGACGAACACAAGGCUUCUCUGCAGAUGGCUCAAGAAUCCGCCGAAAGAUCGCACGAGAUGUUGCCACUCGAUCGCCACCCCCAUGAGUCCUCCAAACCCCACAUGAAGGUGUCCGAAGACACGCCGGCGGUCGUCGCCAGGCGAAACGCGCCGGUGAGCCGGGCGGCCGGCGCGGAGCACCGGCAGCAGCAGCAGCAGAACCAGGCGCUCGUCGUCGUCGAGCCGAGGGAGCCGUGGCAGCCGGGAGCUCCGGACGGCAACUCCGUCGAUGACCUCGAGAAGCUCAAGUCGCAGUUCAGCGCGUGGAAGAAGGAUUACAAGGCUCGGCUACGCAAGGCGGCCAUGGCCGAGCUCAACCGGGAGAGAAGGCAUCGAAGCAGCUGUUGGAUUUAACAGUGUCACUCAUAGUGAUAAAAAAGAGGUUAUUUUGCAUAUUUGAGGUUUUUUAAAACUAAGACAAGACAUGUAGGACAUAUGUGGGAAGUCUUAGAUUCUAAGAAAAAAUUGUUUGGUAACCAAUUUUUAAGAUCUGAAAAAGCUCUUCUCUAGCUUUUGUAUUCUUAGUUUAUUUUAUAGACUUUAUAACUACAAAUUGCUUUUAAAAAAAGUUACAGAUAAGAGAAGCUCCCUAAACAUAAACAUAGUAUUUGGUAUAGGAAAAGGUGGAUAAUAAAUGGUCAGUGCAACUGCAUGUACUUCAAAAGCAGGUAAUGAGCAAUUAAAUCAGUGUUCCGUUUGGUAGCAAACAUCGUGGAGCUACGUUGUAAAACAAAAGCCACUUGACUUAGUAGUAAGAAAUAAAAAAUAUUAAUUC